Molecule: messenger RNA, 1218 nt
Organism: Fusarium graminearum PH-1
Lineage: Eukaryota; Fungi; Ascomycota; Sordariomycetes; Hypocreales; Nectriaceae
Exons: 8
Coding region: 1-1218 (405 amino acids)
Molecular function (GO): oxidoreductase activity, acting on paired donors, with incorporation or reduction of molecular oxygen; heme binding; monooxygenase activity
Source: RefSeq, a predicted model, not a curated record
AUGGGCCAAAGAAUACAUGCGGAGGUCGCCAAAGAUAUCCUAGAGAAGAAAGGCGCCAAUUUCUGUGACCGGCCUAGAUUCACUUUAUUAGAAGUGAUGGGAUGGGGAAAGACGUUGACUUUUCUGCCCUUUGGAAAAAGCUGGCAAAUGCACAGAAAGUUUCUCCAGACAUCUUUUAGCAACACCAAUGUUCGCCAAUGGUACAACCUGCAGAUGACCGAGACCCACCGCACGGUAAAAGGCAUCAUGGCAAGGCCUGAUACAUGGGAAACAUCUUUGCGUCGAUUUGCAGUGGCCAUCGUUUUGCAAGUGAGCUAUGGCAUGGAAGUACCAAGUGAUGACGACCCCUAUAUCCGGAUUGCUAACGACGCCAUGUAUGCUACCGGCAAUGGUGGAGUUCCAGCAAAUAGUCUUGUUGAUCUAGUUCCUUUUGACUGGCUUAUCAAUGACUGGUCUUUACGAUUCGCUCGACAAUGGCGAUGGGCUAUCACGAAAUUACACGACGUACCCUUUGCCGCUGCUCAAGCCGAGCGUCUACUGCAAUCGUAUGAGCACAAUGAGUUACAGGGCAACAAGCAAGAUUGGUCUCUGGAUGACAUCAAAGGGGCUGCAGGUGCAGUCUUCAUAGCAGGCGCUGAUACUACAUGGGCAACUUGCGUUAUAUUCGUUCUCAACAUGGUUCUUCAUCCAGAGAUACAAAAGAAGGCACAAGACGAGCUUGAUGCGGUACUAAGACCUGGGAAGCUACCUGAGUUCUCAGACCGACCAUCUUUACCAUAUGUCGAACACAUUGUGCAAGAGAUCUACAGAACUGUUGUUUAUGCCAACUCGUAUGCCAUAGCACAUGAUGAGCGAGUCUACAAAUCUCCCCACGAAUUCAAUCCUGACAGGUAUGGCGCGGGCGAGCCAUAUCCUGUUGGUAAUUUCGGGUUUGGGCGUCGGAUUUGUGUUGGUCGGUUUCUGGCGGGCAACAGUGUCUGGAUCAUGGUAGCAACAAUGCUGUCCACACUGCAAUUCUGCAAGAAGGUGGCUCAGGACGGAACACCAAUUGAGCCGCGAGUCCAAUUCACCAAUGGUGGAACCUGGUCAGUCAAUCCCCGCAGCCCAAUGAUCCCUGUUUCAUACGUGCCCCCACAGUCCCUUGAAUGCAAUGUGCAGUCUGGACCCCUGCCUUUGUUUCCUUGUAAAGCCGUCAACAUGAAACAGCUAGCUUACUGA